Molecule: messenger RNA, 7459 nt
Organism: Salvelinus fontinalis (brook trout)
Lineage: Eukaryota; Metazoa; Chordata; Actinopteri; Salmoniformes; Salmonidae
Product: ras-related protein Rab-11A
Exons: 5
Coding region: 366-1013 (215 amino acids)
Biological process (GO): exocytosis; melanosome transport; neurotransmitter receptor transport, endosome to postsynaptic membrane
Cellular component (GO): axon; transport vesicle; postsynaptic recycling endosome
Molecular function (GO): GTP binding; GTPase activity
Source: RefSeq, a predicted model, not a curated record
CGACACUAGUCUCAUGUAACUCUGAUUCUUUCGCCCGUUCGUCUUCAUUGCUAGCUGUUGACACAAUGUGUGAAUGAAUCCAGUAAAUAAAUGUAAUGUAGAUACAUUAAAUAAAUAAUAUGAGAAGUAUUAUGAAUGCAGAUGGUUGAUCCGGAAGUGGGCAUUAUAUAUAGCGGUUGGAUGCUGAACUAGCUAGCUGGAUUUCCUGCUGCUAAGGUUAAAUGACAAGGCUCGAACUGCAGUGCGUUGCGGUGACGGGCAGGAGAAGACCACUACGGUAUAAUAACCGAUAGGACCGGGGGAAGAAAGGAAAGGUGCCACUUGGAUUCAAAGACAUCGAACCUCGCCUUCAUUUUGGAUUCAGAAUGGGGAAUAGAGACGACGAGUAUGAUUACUUGUUUAAAGUGGUGUUGAUAGGAGACUCUGGUGUGGGGAAGAGUAACCUGUUGUCUCGUUUCACCCGGAAUGAGUUUAACCUGGAGAGUAAGAGCACCAUCGGGGUGGAGUUUGCCACCCGCAGUAUCCAGGUGGAUGGGAAGACCGUGAAGGCUCAGAUCUGGGACACCGCUGGCCAGGAGAGAUACCGGGCUAUUACAUCAGCGUAUUACCGUGGUGCCGUGGGGGCCUUGCUGGUCUAUGACAUCGCCAAGCACCUGACCUAUGAAAACGUGGAGCGUUGGCUGAAGGAGCUGAGAGACCACGCAGACAGCAAUAUCGUCAUCAUGCUGGUCGGCAACAAGAGUGACCUGCGUCACCUCCGGGCUGUGCCCACCGACGAGGCACGAACAUUCGCAGAGAAGAACGGCUUGUCUUUCCUGGAGACUUCAGCCCUGGAUUCUACUAACGUGGAGACAUCCUUCCAGACCAUUCUGACUGAAAUCUAUCGCAUCGUGUCUCAGAAACAGAUGUCGGACCGACGAGACAACGACAUGUCGCCUAGCAACAACGUGGUCAACAUCCAGGUGCAGCCGACGGAGAAUAAACCAAAGAUGCAGUGUUGUCAGAGCAUCUAACAGCAUCACCAGUACCACCUGCUACCCCCUGACCCCCGACCCCAAACCCCCUUCUAAAAGACUGCUUUGGUCCUGUUUGUCUGAGACACAGCUGCGUGGCCGGGCUCUAGACUGAGACGCAGCCGCGUGGCCGGGCUCUAGUCUGAGACGCAGCCGCGUGGCCGGGCUCUAGUCUGAGACGCAGCCGCGUGGCCGGGCUCUAGUCUGAGACGCAGCCGCGUGGCCGGGCUCUAGACUGAGACGCAGCCGCGUGGCCGGGCUCUAGUCUGAGACGCAGCCGCGUGGCCGGGCUCUAGUCUGAGACGCAGCCGCGUGGCCGGGCUCUAGACUGAGACGCAGCCGCGUGGCCGGGCUCUAGUCUGAGACGCAGCCGCGUGGCCGGGCUCUAGUCUGAGACGCAGCCGCGUGGCCGGGCUCUAGUCUGAGACGCAGCCGCGUGGCCGGGCUCUAGUCUGAGACGCAGCCGCGUGGCCGGGCUCUAGUCUGAGACGCAGCCGCGUGGCCGGGCUCUAGACUGAGACGCAGCCGCGUGGCCGGGCUCUAGUCUGAGACGCAGCCGCGUGGCCGGGCUCUAGUCUGAGACGCAGCCGCGUGGCCGGGCUCUAGACUGAGACGCAGCCGCGUGGCCGGGCUCUAGUCUGAGACGCAGCCGCGUGGCCGGGCUCUAGUCUGAGACGCAGCCGCGUGGCCGGGCUCUAGUCUGAGACGCAGCCGCGUGGCCGGGCUCUAGUCUGAGACGCAGCCGCGUGGCCGGGCUCUAGUCUGAGACGCAGCCGCGUGGCCGGGCUCUAGACUGAGACGCAGCCGCGUGGCCGGGCUCUAGUCUGAGACACAGCCGCGUGGCCGGGCUCUAGUCUGAGACACAGCCGCGUGGCCGGGCUCUAGUCUGAGACGCAGCCGCGUGGCCGGGCUCUAGUCUGAGACGCAGCCGCGUGGCCGGGCUCUAGUCUGAGACGCAGCCGCGUGGCCGGGCUCUAGUCUGAGACGCAGCCGCGUGGCCGGGCUCUAGUCUGAGACGCAGCCGCGUGGCCGGGCUCUAGUCUGAGACGCAGCCGCGUGGCCGGGCUCUAGUCUGAGACGCAGCCGCGUGGCCGGGCUCUAGUCUGAGACACAGCCGCGUGGCCGGGCUCUAGUCUCUAUGCUCCCAUGUUGAGGCUGUGUCCAGAUUCUCCACCCUUCCUACCAAAGUGUGGCACACUCCAUGUCAUGGAUUUAAAGGCAUUGGAUUGUAAUCAUUGGCUGAAGGGAGUUUCUUUACACCAUUGUUAAAUCCAUGAUGGGAAGUGUGCAAGUGAACACUUUGAUAAAAGGGUGUAUAAUUAGGGUGCAGCUGUGUGUGAGCUCGGUGGUUCCUUAAGGAUCCCCAGUCAGGACUAUACAGCUGUGUCUGAGCUCGUUGGUUCCCCAGUCAGGACUAUACAGCUGUGUCUGAGCUCGUUUGUUCCUUAAGGAUCCCCAGUCAGGACUAUACAGCUGUGUCUGAGCCUGUUGGUUCCUUAAGGAUCCCCCGUCAGGACUAUACAGCUGUGUCUGAGCUCGUUGGUUCCCCCGUCAGGACUAUACAGCUGUGUCUGAGCCUGUUGGUUCCUUAAGGUUCCCCAGUCAGGACUAUACAGCUGUGUCUGAGCUCGUUGAUUCCUUAAGGAUCCCCCGUCAGGACUAUACAGCUGUGUCUGAGCCUGUUGGUUCCUUAAGGAUCCCCCGUCAGGACUAGACAGCUGUGUCUGAGCCUGUUGGUUCCUUAAGGAUCCCCCGUCAGGACUAUACAGCUGUGUCUGAGCCUGUUGGUUCCUUAAGGAUCCCCCGUCAGGACUAUACAGCUGUGUCUGAGCUCGGUGGUUCCUUAAGGAUCCCCCGUCAGGACUACACAGCUGUGUCUGAGCUCGUUGGUUCCUUAAGGACCCCCAGUCAGGACUAUACAGCUGUGUCUGAGCCCGUUGGUUCCUUAAGGAUCCCCCGUCAGGACUAUACAGCUGUGUCUGAGCUCGUUGGUUCCCCAGUCAGGACUAUACAGCUGUGUCUGAGCUCGUUGGUUCCCCAGUCAGGACUAUACAGCUGUGUCUGAGCUCGUUGGUUCCCCAGUCAGGACUAUACAGCUGUGUCUGAGCUCGUUGGUUCCCCAGUCAGGACUAUACAGCUGUGUCUGAGCUCGUUGGUUCCCCAGUCAGGACUAUACAGCUGUGUCUGAGCUCGUUUGUUCCUUAAGGAUCCCCAGUCAGGACUAUACAGCUGUGUCUGAGCCUGUUGGUUCCUUAAGGAUCCCCCGUCAGGACUAUACAGCUGUGUCUGAGCUCGUUGGUUCCCCCGUCAGGACUAUACAGCUGUGUCUGAGCCUGUUGGUUCCUUAAGGAUCCCCCGUCAGGACUAUACAGCUGUGUCUGAGCCCGUUGGUUCCUUAAGGAUCCCCCGUCAGGACUACACAGCUGUGUCUGAGCCUGUUGGUUCCUUAAGGAUCCCACGUCAGGACUAUACAGCUGUGUCUGAGCCUGUUGGUUCCUUAAGGAUCCCCCGUCAGGACUAUACAGCUGUGUCUGAGCCCGUUGGUUCCUUAAGGAUCCCCCGUCAGGACUAUACAGCUGUGUCUGAGCCUGUUGGUUCCUUAAGGAUCCCCCGUCAGGACUAGACAGCUGUGUCUGAGCUCGUUGGUUCCUUAAGGAUCCCCCGUCAGGACUAGACAGCUGUGUCUGAGCUCGGUGGUUCCUUAAGGAUCCCCAGUCAGGACUAUACAGCUGUGUCUGAGCUCGGUGGUUCCUUAAGGAUCCCCCGUCAGGACUAUACAGCUGUGUCUGAGCUCGGUGGUUCCUUAAGGAUCCCCCGUCAGGACUAUACAGCUGUGUCUGAGCUCGGUGGUUCCUUAAGGAUCCCCCGUCAGGACUACACAGCUGUGUCUGAGCCUGUUGGUUCCUUAAGGAUCCCCCGUCAGGACUAGACAGCUGUGUCUGAGCCUGUUGGUUCCUUAAGGAUCCCCCGUCAGGACUAUACAGCUGUGUCUGAGCUCGGUGGUUCCUUAAGGAUCCCCCGUCAGGACUAUACAGCUGUGUCUGAGCUCGUUGGUUCCUUAAGGAUCCCCCGUCAGGACUAUACAGCAGUGUCUGAGCUCGGUGGUUCCUUAAGGAUCCCCCGUCAGGACUAUACAGCUGUGUCUGAGCUCGUUGGUUCCCCCGUCAGGACUAUACAGCUGUGUCUGAGCCUGUUGGUUCCUUAAGGAUCCCCAGUCAGGACUAUACAGCUGUGUCUGAGCCUGUUGGUUCCUUAAGGAUCCCCAGUCAGGACUAUACAGCUGUGUCUGAGCUCGUUGGUUCCUUAAGGAUCCCCCGUCAGGACUAUACAGCUGUGUCUGAGCCCGUUGGUUCCUUAAGGAUCCCCAGUCAGGACUAUACAGCUGUGUCUGAGCUCGUUGGUUCCUUAAGGAUCCCCCGUCAGGACUAUACAGCUGUGUCUGAGCCUGGUGGUUCCUUAAGGAUCCCCCGUCAGGACUAUACAGCUGUGUCUGAGCUCGUUGGUUCCUUAAGGAUCCCCCGUCAGGACUAUACAGCUGUGUCUGAGCUCGUUGGUUCCUUAAGGAUCCCCCGUCAGGACUAUACAGCUGUGUCUGAGCUCGUUGGUUCCCCCGUCAGGACUAUACAGCUGUGUCUGAGCCUGUUGGUUCCUUAAGGAUCCCCCGUCAGGACUAUACAGCUGUGUCUGAGCUCGGUGGUUCCUUAAGGAUCCCUAGUCAGGACUAUACAGCUGUGUCUGAGCUCGGUGGUUCCUUAAGGAUCCCCCGUCAGGACUAUACAGCUGUGUCUGAGCUCGGUGGUUCCUUAAGGAUCCCUAGUCAGGACUAUACAGCUGUGUCUGAGCCUGUUGGUUUCUUAAGGAUCCCCAGCUUUUUAUUUUUGCCAUCUUUUAUAUUACUAUAUAGCUAUGUUUUAAUAACCAGACAAACUCUGGAAGAAUCUGCACAGAAAUGUAUUCAUAGAUGAUGUACUAGUUUUGUUAGUAAUAAUGCAGACCUGCCAACAUGCAUUGUACCAUAGGCUUCUAGGCUUCUAUUUGGCACAUUGUGGUUUUUGACUCAACCGUCUGAAGUUGGAGCUGAGCCAAUCAGAGGACUUGGCCGAGGAGAAACCAUCUCCAGCUCCCCCCCCCCCCCCCCCCCCGUAGUCAUGGUAAUGUUCUCCUCACUGCAGCUCUCUGUUCAUACCACUGAUGUGUGAGGGGGGAAAUGGAGAACCAACUGUUUGGCAAAUACAUUUUCCAAUAAUUCUAUGUUGUUAGUCAAGCACAUAACCACUAUUUAGCAGUUAGCUCCUUAGCUAAGGCGUCAUCGCGACUAAGGUAGUUAGCUACAGCGUUUAGUCAACUAAGCGAGAACAAAUUUCUUGCCCGCACAUUUUUUUUAUCUCUGCAAUGGCACGAGCACAUUGACACGAGCACAUUGACCAGCAACAUGUGCUGUGGUAGUUCAGUGCUCCUCACCGUGGAUGGAAACAGACAUGGCAUUACUACCACUGGCAGAAACAGGCAGAGAGCUGCUCUGCUAAUACCACCCUUCACUGAAAGUUAUGUUAAACUGUUAAAGAUUAGCAGGCCUAUGUUAAUGAAUCAUUUGUGUAUCUGUCCUCUUCAAAUACCUGGUGGAUGAGGUUAGGGCGCUGGUGGAUGAGGUCGGGGCGCUGGUGGAUGAGGUCGGGGCGCUGGUGGAUGAGGUCGGGGCGCUGGUGGAUGAGGUCAGGGCGCUGGUGGAUGAGGUCGGGGCGCUGGUGGAUGAGGUUAGGGCGCUGGUGGAUGAGUGGAUGAGGUCGGGGCGCUGGUGGAUGAGGUCAGGGCGCUGGUGGAUGAGUGGAUGAGGUCAGGGCGCCGGUGGAUGAGGUCGGGGCGCCGGUGGAUGAGGUCAGGGCGCCGGUGGAUGAGGUCGGGGCGCCGGUGGAUGAGGUCGGGGCGCCGGUGGAUGAGGUCGGGGCGCCGGUGGAUGAGGUCGGGGCGCCGGUGGAUGAGGUCGGGGCGCCGGUGGAUGAGGUCGGGGCGCCGGUGGAUGAGGUCGGGGCGCCGGUGGAUGAGGUCGGGGCGCCGGUGGAUGAGGUCGGGGCGCCGGUGGAUGAGGUCGGGGCGCCGGUGGAUGAGGUCGGGGCGCCGGUGGAUGAGGUCGGGGCGCCGGUGGAUGAGGUCGGGGCGCCGGUGGAUGAGGUCGGGGCGCCGGUGGAUGAGGUCGGGGCGCCGGUGGAUGAGGUCGGGGCGCCGGUGGAUGAGGUCGGGGCGCCGGUGGAUGAGGUCGGGGCGCCGGUGGAUGAGGUCGGGGCGCCGGUGGAUGAGGUCGGGGCGCCGGUGGAUGAGGUCAGGGAUAGAGAUCUGGAACCAGCUCCUAUAGGCCUAGCUCAAUUGUUUCAUAUUCCAUCUAUCCUACAGUAAACUAGGAUUCAUAUUCAAUCUAUCCUACAGUAAACUAGGAGUCAUAUUACAUCUAUCCUACAGUAAACUAGGAGUCAUAUUCAAUCUAUCCUACAGUAAACUAGCAUUCAUAUUCAAUCUAUCCUACAGUAAACUAGGAUUCAUAUUCAAUCUAUCCUACAGUAAACUAGGACUCAUAUUCAAUCUAUCCUACAGUAAACUAGGACUCAUAUUCCAUCUAUCCUACAGUAAACUAGACUACUACAUUGCAUCCAUUAAUUGAAUUAUUUAGAAAUUUCUCCUCAAACAAAUUUAAGAAGAAGGCCGUUUGCAUUUUCACUAGACUAUCCACCUCAACUAUUGAUUUAAUCAUUACCCCUCAAUUUAACCUCGGAAAAAAACACCUCAAUUUCAUUUAGCAUCAAACACAAUACUUCUGUGUUUACUACAAUGUUGGAUUUAAUUUAUAGCUCUAGGUUUAAGGAAAUGUCUGUCAAAUGCACCAAUUUCCUGAGGGGAAAGUUGACUGACCCAAUCUGGGCCUUCCCCUACCAAACCUUAGUCCUACAUCAGUACCACCUUGGCUGAAAACCAAGUACCCGAGUACCCAUAGCAGUCUAUAGUUAGCUACUGAAGACCAGCCAAUUACCGAGUACCCAUAGCAGUCUAUAGUUAGCUACUGAAGACCAGCCAAUUACCGAGUACCCAUAGCAGUCUAUAGUUAGCUACUGAAGACCAGCCAAUUACCGAGUACCCAUAGCAGUCUAUAGUUAGCUACUGAAGACCAGCCAAUUACCGAGUACCCAUAGCACUCUAUAGUUAGCUACUGAAGACCAGCCAAUUACCGAGUACCCAUAGCAGUCUAUAGUUAGCUACUGAAGACCAGCCAAUUACCGAGUACCCAUAGCACUCUAUAGUUAGCUACUGAAGACCAGCCAAUUACCGAGUACCCAUAGCAGUCUAUAGGCUACCAUGGCUACUGAGGCAGUCUUCUACCAACAUCAUUAGACUAAAAAACGUGUCUAUGACUUGAGCAGUGUGGGUGUCGUUGCGCUGAAUUGGUGAUGAUAGGCCAG